Messenger RNA from Phytophthora sojae, 784 nucleotides. RefSeq lists its product as hypothetical. Gene Ontology annotation, molecular function: pectinesterase activity. The transcript is spliced from 3 exons. The record is from RefSeq and is a predicted model, not a curated record. Gene Ontology annotation, biological process: cell wall modification. Lineage: Eukaryota; Oomycota; Peronosporomycetes; Peronosporales; Peronosporaceae. The annotation marks the transcript as partial.
CAAGUGAUCAUCCCGAAACUCAACGGCUCACUGGUCGUGCAAGGCUACACGAGUGACACCACGUCGUACGCAGCCAAUGAGGACAUCCCUCCAACGAUCUACCAGCAUCGCAACGAACUCACCACCACGCUGCGCCUCGGGACGGACAACGUCAAGGUCUACAACCUCAAUGUUGCGAACAUGGCAGGCAAGAUCGAGAGAGGCGGGCAGGCGCUCGCCGUCUCAGUUGUCACCACCAACUCCGGAGUUUACGCAUGUGCUAUCAUAUGGGUAAUAAUGCUAAAACUUUUAUUUUAUCAGGAUACGCUGUAUGCGAACAAGGGCGCCAAUCUGUAUGCCAAGUCGUACAUCAGCGGUGCCAUAGACUUCAUCUUCGGCCAGGUCGCGAAUGCGUGGUUCGAAUCGUGCGACAUCGUGGCUCUCGAUGAGGGUCAUUUCACCGCAAAUGGCCGAAACUCCGAUACCAACCCGUCGACGUUCGUCUUCAAUAACGCGCGCGUGUCCGGCUUGGCUGCUCCUGGAACGGUUUACCUCGGUCGCCCAUGGCAGCCUUACGCUCGGGUCAUCUUUCAGAACAGUGAGCUCAGCGAGGUUAUUAAUCCUGCUGGCUGGGAGUUGUGGGAGGACAACAACACCGCAAACGUUUACUUCAGGGAGUGCAACAAUAGCGGGGUUGGUGCCGCUACUGAAAAACGAGUGGAUUUCAGCGGAAUGUUGGCGAAGCCUGUGACGAUCGCGGAGGUCCUUGGCGAGAAGUUCAAGAGUGAGUGGUGGGUUGACACCA